CCCAGAUUAUUGAAUUAUAAAAAUGUUUGCAGAUAUUUGUUUGUUAAGUGAGUAACUGAUUGAUUCAACCAGAGCAGACCCAAUGCACACUAACGUUUGUCCACAUCCUUUCGGCUACAAAUUGAAGUUUCUCCCCCCUUUUUUUUUUUUUUUUUUAGUUCAGUUUCAGGCGCAGGGACGUGUUUAUUUGACACAUGUAAUUGAAGAACUUCAAUACCCACAAUGCCCUUGCUGAAAGGUUGACUAAUCGAGCAGAGAGCCACCGCUCCGCUCUGCCUCCUCGCCCACUCUCACCGGCCACUUUUCUCCCCACAGUCGCAUCCUGACUGCGAGCUCCAGCGCUACCGUUAGCUAGCUAAUAAGGGAGUAGCAAGCCCUCCUUACUGAGGAAAUUCAGUUUUUAUACCUCAGCGUUAUGUCAUUCUGCUGAGUAUUUCGUUUGGGAAAAUGAAUAUGCGAUUCUUCUGCAGCAACACGCCUCCUAGUAAACAGAAUUCCCUCCGUAAAGUGCGCUUUUUCACUUCGACCUCGGUAGCUGAGCGGGUUUAGCAGUCAGUGCGUUUGGACAAGAGAGUGGCUCAUCUGUCCGCCGCUGCUGCUCUGUGACGGGGCGGGGGGCAUCUGGACAAAGCCAGUCAGAUGUUGGACGGUAGAAAUAUCCUUUUUUUUUUUUUUACACCGGGUUGUGAAAUUGAAUUAUCAAGCUGAUUAUCUGUCGUAAAAGUGCCCGGAAUAAAGGGAGGAGUAAGGUCUAUUUUUGGAGGGCGAGAGUUUGGAUCUCGCACCGAAGGAAGGGGUAGGGGGUGUGCGGAGGAGGAGGACCCGCAGAGAAGAAGGGACGUAGGGGGGAGAAAAUCCUGAUGCCAGUGAUGGCAAACGAGCCGAUCAUCCUAAACGUCUAUGAUAUGUACUGGAUCAAUGAGUUUACCAGCUCUUUGGGUAUCGGAGUCUUUCACUCAGGGAUUGAGAUCUAUGGAAGAGAGUUUGCCUAUGGCGGACACCCGUACCCAUUCUCAGGGAUCUUUGAGAUUACACCAGGUGAUGCAACCGAACUUGGCGAGACCUUUAAGUUCAAAGAAGCCAUAGUCAUAGGCAGCACAGACUUCACAGAGGAGGAUGUGGAGCGGAUCGUGGAGGAGAUGGGGAAGGAGUACAAAGGCAACGCCUACCACCUCAUGCACAAGAAUUGCAACCACUUCUCCUCAGCACUGUCAGAGAUCCUGUGUGGCAGGGAGAUCCCUCGCUGGGUCAACCGCCUGGCCUACUUCAGCUCCUGCGUGCCAUUCCUCCAGAGCUGCCUGCCCAAAGAGUGGCUGACCCCGGCUGCCUUACAGUCCAGCGUCAGCCAGGAGCUCCACGGAGGAGGGGAGCUGGAGGAGGCCGAGGACGCCGCUGCAACAGCCUCCCUGGCAUCCAUGUCGCCCUGCUCCCCAUCCUCCUCCUCCAGCCCUUCCUCCUUGCCUCGCCAUUCCCGACACCAGCCCCGCCGGUAGAAGCUGCAUGCUCUGUUGGGAAACUUGGGGCUGGCGUUGUGGUCUCCAGAGACUGUCAGGGACCGGAAUACCUGCAGCAGCUGACGAGUCCAGUCAGACUGGCCUCGAGCAAGGCACUGGACUGCUAGCUGCUCUCAGUGAGAAUGUCAGCCAAAUCUCUGCAGUGAUUUAGAGCGGUGGAAGGGUUUUUCCUCGCAGGGGGAACGAACUCUUGUUGCUGACAAAGGCAGGACCAUCUCUCAGUGAACACGGCUGAUGGAUUCUAACAUCCCAUCCAAACCUCAAAUGUCUUUUAUUAUUUUUUAUUAUUUUACCAGCCAACUUGCAGCGCAGAAUGGAAGCAACGCCAGCUGUGUUUCAUAAUUUAGGAAAAAUUGACCAGCCACGCCCAGAUACUACCAGCAGUUAGUCAGUGGACGGUGCUAAUACCCACCUUUUUUUGUAGCGGAAACCAGGGGAUGCUGAAAAAGAAGCGUGGUUUGACUCAGUUUAUAAUCAUGAGGCCAAGCUGAAUGAGUGACCUUUAAUAACCUGAUUUGGCAGAUUAGAUAUCGAGUAAUCCUGAUCGUGUUUCCAAUUUGACCAUCCAACAGGCACUUGUGAUGGAGUAUACUUGUACUUUUAGAGGUUACCAGUUGCAAAUAUUUCUGUUACCUGAAGAAAAGUAUUAUUAUUUCUGACUUUUCUCUAAUUUUUGCUCUGUUUUCUCUAAAUACGGGACUGAUUUACCUCUUCAGGCUAGCAGGUUUGUUCAAAAAACACUGUUUGUGUCUGAAACCUACUCAACUCUACUGCUAGCAACAUUAGCAUUGUAGUUGUUUGUUGUUUUUCUGCUGUAAUGUGAAUACGCCUUAAUGGGUCUUCAUAUAUUUAUAUAGCGGAUGUUAAAGCUGUGUUGGUCUCAACACCCAGCUAAUCCUGAACAUCUGCAGUCUGACGCCAUCUGAAGAGAAACAGAUUCAAACAUUUCUGGACUGGAACUUUUGAUUGUUAUUAUAGUAUAAAUUACCACAAGGCAAAAGCAGGUAUUAUUUGAUCUGUGGCUGUUUAAAUUUUUAAAUAUGUUGUAAAUAUUUGGCUGGUAAAAUUUUAAGAAACAGCAGGUAGAGUUUGGAGCCUAUACACUUCACUUGCCUCAAAUCGCUGUGUGUGCAUCCGGACCUCAGCCUUUUUGUUAUUUUUCUCUCACAGCAGGCUGGACUAGCCUCACUCUCCUCAAACGUCACAUAGACACGAAUAAACUGAUCCAGCACCAGUGUCUAAAUGGCUGAAAAUAAUUUCAAAAAUCAUAAGAUGGGUUCAGUUCCAGGUAGUUUUUGCUUCCCAUGUCAGUUUUUUGUCCCUUUAUGUUAAAUCAGCCGUUGUCAGAUAUCUGUAGCAGCUCUUUAAAUCCAUCAUGGAUAACCCACUUGUGAUUUGAGGAAGACUGAACCCAAUGAAGCUGAUUUUUUAAAUGUGUCAGCCUGUAAUGUAAUGCAAAUACAAAAGUUAUUUCUUCACCAAUAACGUAAUAUUGUUAGUAAUUUAAGGAUUAGGUUACACGUCAGGCAGUGAUUUAUAGGUUAGUGAAGAUUGUUUUUGUUACCAGAAGGUUUUGGGUUUAAUUCGCAGAGUAAAAGAAAGUGAAGUCUUUCUCAGUAGCAACUGCCAAGGUGCCUUUUGAGCAAGGUACUUAACCCACAAGUGUUCCAGUGGCCAACAGUAGAAGGCUGUGGUUGUACUGGACUGCUCACAGUUGUCAGUGUCUCUUCAUCUGUUAGCGUAAGGCAAAAUGUUUCGUCUUCACCCGAGUAAUUCAAGGUUCAAGUUUACAUUAAGGACAUGGUGUCAGCAUGAUGUAAUCUAAUCUGAACAAGGCUCUAGAAGCAAAGGAAGGGAAUUUGAAUUUGAGGAAGAGUGUGUCUUAAAUGGGAACUGAAACCGUUGUUAACUGACCCGCCAUCCGCCUGCACUCCUGACAGUCCUUUUCCUCACAUCUGUGUCCAGUUAGGGAUGAAGCACAUUGGUGUUAAUUCAGAGCAUCACAAACAUAUUUUAUAGUUUUAUUUAUCAAGAGAUUAUGCUUUCACUUUUUGUGUCAGAAAAACCCCACUGAAAUCAUCAAGUACUAUCAUUUACUUGGACAAGUUCUUAAACUUCUUCAAUCACCUUAAAAAUGUGUAAAGUAUAGUUUCACGCUUUACAUGAAGAUGCUGCUCAUUUGAAGCGCUAUACAUGCUGUCAACAACAACACAUAUGCUGCAUAAUGUGUAUUGUCCCGAACAAGAGCCAUGGAUGUGUGGAAAACGUAUUUCUCAAUCAGUUUUGCCUGUUGUGCUGGAAAUCUGAUAACAAGCAGGAAAAAUUGUCAAUUUUUUUGUUUGUUUUGUUUAUUCUUUAAUGUAUUUCUAUGAUAUAUGGACUCUGGCCUUUUUGUCUGUUUUGUUUAUGUUUGAUAAACUCAGGACUCCAAAAGGCUUUGUAAUAUAAUCCUUUUAACUUUUUUAUCCCACAUUUUUGCGUUAAUGUUGCUUUUUCUAAUGCAGUAGUCACUCAAUAGAGCUUUUCAAGAACGCACUGUGGCAGUGCAGUUUUAUACUUCUCUCUUUGAUAAAAAAAAGAGCUUUUGUUUACAACCUGGAUGUUUGUAUGUGAGCCUGUGCUGCUCUCCUGUCUGUGCAUGAAUGUGUGAGUGUGUAUGCACACUUGUAUUAUAAAUGGUUAGUAUCAACAAUCUGCCAACUGGGCCAAAUUUCCCUGCAUCAGACACAGAUAUUCUUCAGAAGAGGUCCAUCUUAACAAAUGUAGCAAAUGUGUUUUUUUUGUUGUUGUUUUUU
Messenger RNA from Morone saxatilis (striped sea-bass), 4309 nucleotides. It is a transcript of the gene desi2, whose product is annotated as desumoylating isopeptidase 2. Bases 861 to 1493 code for a protein of 210 amino acids. The record is from RefSeq and is a predicted model, not a curated record. Lineage: Eukaryota; Metazoa; Chordata; Actinopteri; Moronidae. Gene Ontology annotation, biological process: protein deubiquitination. Gene Ontology annotation, molecular function: deubiquitinase activity. The transcript is spliced from 5 exons.